Diatraea saccharalis (sugarcane borer) is the source of this 648-nucleotide messenger RNA. The record is from the annotation of a GenBank genome assembly. Lineage: Eukaryota; Metazoa; Arthropoda; Insecta; Lepidoptera; Crambidae.
AUGCCAAUAACUCUUUAUGGAUCCAUUGUCAGUCCGCCGACUAGAGCUACAAUGAUGCUUAUAGAUAUACUAGGAAUUGAAGUUGAAUUCAAAGAAGUUAAUCUACCUAUGAGAGACCAUUACAAACCUGAUUAUUUGGAAAGAAACCCACUCCAUACUAUUCCCAUGUUAGAAGAUGACGAUUACAGAAUAGUGGACAGUCAUGCAAUCAUGACAUAUUUGUGUUCAAAAUAUGACAAUGAUAAUUUGUACCCUAAAGACAUAAAAGUAAGGUGUACUGUCGAUCAGCGCUUAUAUUUCGAUGCGACUGUUCUUUUUCCAAGACUUCGCAGAGUAAUUUAUGAUAUUACUCAAAGGAGAACGUCUGGUUUAACAGAAUACCAUAUAAACGAUAUAAUUGAAGCCUACGACGUCACAGAAAAGUACCUGGAAGCUUCAAAAUAUAUUGCAACUGAUGAACUGACUGUAGCCGAUUUGUCUUGUAUAGCAACAACAUCUUCACUGAAUUCUAUAAUUCCAAUCAAUGAGAAAUAUGUUAAAAUACACGCUUGGAUGUCAAUGUUGAAGAAAGAAGAAUGGUAUCAGAAAAAUAACACUUCAGGCAACUCCACUUUUACUUUCUUCUUGACAAACUUAUUGAGAAGAUAA